CUGUGUGAUGACGUCAUGGACCUCAGUGACCGUGAGACCGUCUGUCAUGUUGAACGGAAAGAAAGCGUGCUGACGACGAACAUGAUGAAUUUAGCUGCUUUUGUGCACAGCCUGAGAUGUUCUUUGUUACACAUUGAAAGCAGACUUCUGCAGGCGUCCGGACUGACGUUAGACAAACAACUGGCUCCAUCUCUGGCAGUGAAUGGCCCCCGCCUGCUGCCUCAGGUCGACAGGGAGGAUGGGCAGGAGGAGCAGUCUCCUGGCCUCACUGACGGCAUCCUCUGGAUGGCCGUGCCCAAGAAGAGGCGCACCAUAGAGAUCAACCGCACCAGGAGGAGAGAUGAGAACAACCUCCUAAAAGUCAAGAACAACAUUGAGCCGUGCACAGAGUGUGGCCACUUGAAGCAGAAACACAUCAUGUGUGGCUUCUGUUAUGCAAAGGUGUGCAAGGAGACGGCUCUGAUUCGUCAACAGAUAACGGCGAUGGAAGGCGGCCCGCUGAGGGCUCCGGCCGUAGAGACCGUUGUCGUGUAUGAGGGUGAAACACCAAGUGAGCUGGACAAGGACAAGAGGAUUGUGGAGCGAGCCAGGAAGAGGCCCGCCUGGUUCAGCUAAAUAUAUUAAUACUGUUGACACAAUGAUUCUUGAUAUGAUGUAGGAAACGGCAUAUUUUGUCAAUCAGUAGUAGAGUUUUGUUUCCAUUGGGUAACUGUCGGACCAGCAUUUUUAAUAAAUAUCGCCACGUCAGACAUGUUAUGUUAGUGAACUGUACUAUAUGAAUGGUGUGUUGGUUUAGGACUUACACAGCCACAAAGUCAUUGGAGAUUUUCAACAUCAGAUCAUUGUCUUGGUGGUCUCAACUCAUAUUUCUGACUGAGAAAUGCAUUAUAAAUUUGAUUGUUUGAUAAUAAAUCUAUUAUUUGGAGAAAAAAAA
Molecule: messenger RNA, 934 nt
Organism: Gasterosteus aculeatus aculeatus (three-spined stickleback)
Lineage: Eukaryota; Metazoa; Chordata; Actinopteri; Perciformes; Gasterosteidae
Gene: mrpl32
Product: mitochondrial ribosomal protein L32
Biological process (GO): translation
Cellular component (GO): mitochondrial large ribosomal subunit
Molecular function (GO): structural constituent of ribosome
Source: RefSeq, a predicted model, not a curated record